Elaeis guineensis (African oil palm) is the source of this 1185-nucleotide messenger RNA. The record is from RefSeq and is a predicted model, not a curated record. Lineage: Eukaryota; Viridiplantae; Streptophyta; Magnoliopsida; Arecales; Arecaceae.
AAUUGAAAUUUUUUCUCCUACAUGAACCGCCUUUUAAAAGAUAAAAUUUUAUGCCCACCCACCAUUCUCUCCUAAAACUAUCCAAGGGCCAAACCUUUCUUUCAGCACUCGUACUCCUACACGCCAGCCACGGAACCAUGCCUUGUAGAAUCCUCUCAUCACCUUCUUCUCCCCUCGUCUUCCUCCUCCUCUUCAUCUCCAUCAACGGUCACCCUGCGAACAGCCCCCCAACAUCAUUCUGUCCAAAUUCGACGACCUGUGGCGGACAACUUAUUACUUAUCCAUUCUGGGUCCAGAACCCCCAGUACCACUGCGAUUAUGAAGGAUUUAUGCUGAUAUGCAAAGAUGACCAAACAUUAAUCCUUUCCCUCGGCUCCCACGAGUACAACGUAGCCAGCAUCGAUUACCCCAACCAAACCAUUUCUCUGGUCGACACGGAUGUCGUCGACGCUGGCUUCUGUCCCAUGCCCAGGCACAACCUCACCUUCGAGGACAAAUCCUUCCUCGACUACACCUCCUCGGACAUCAACCUCACCUUCUUCCUCAAUUGCUCCUUCGGAAAAGAUCUAAGCAAGAACCAAAUAACCUGCUUUCCCGGCAGCGAUGGCAACUCGUCUUACAUCUUCACCGAUGAUGAUCUUCCGACCGCCGAAGAAUACGGUUUGGCGCAGCGGUGCCAAGGCAUAGUGGUGGUGCCCAUGCUCUAUGAUCAGGAGAUCAUCGGUGCUUACUGGGACCAUUUGGUCGGAAGGCUGUUGAUGAGAGGCUUCCAGUUGCACUGGCCCGACGAGACCUGCGAGGGCUGCAAGCGCUCCGGUAGGCGCUGCGGGUACAACCAAACAACCAGCACCAGUUGGGCCUUCGGCUGCUUUUGCUCCGACGGGAUGCGCGACCACAAUUGCGGUACGUUGUCCUCUAACAAAUCCUUUUCCGGUCCGCUGUCCUCCAACAGAACCCUUUCAUUUUUACUUCUUCCUUCCAUUUUGUCUCGUUUCUUGAGUGAUGGAUUUGGUAAAGUUUAGUCCAAUGGAUGGUCGACAGUUUAGGGAUAUUUUACUUUCUGGCCUUUUGAUCUGUAUAAAUUAUCCGUCUUAAUAAAAAAAAUAAAAAUGAGUUUUAGAAGUCAACAGUAGGAGUCAAAAAGGGUAAACAAGAAUUAAAAAAAAAAGAUAGACUUGGCUGCCC